AUCCGGCCUUCCUGUGCUCUGGCCAUUAGACACCUGGCUAGGACGGAUACAGCAUGGCCAGCCUGCAAGCCCCACUCCUCGUGGCUCUCCUACUUCUUGCUGUGGCACUUGAGACAGCUGACGCAGGUCCCUAUGGUGCUAAUGUGGAGGACAGCACCUGCUGCCAGGACCACAUCCGCCACCCUCUGCCACCACGUGUCGUGAAGGAUUUCUACUGGACCUCAAAGUCCUGCCGCAAGCCUGGCGUCGUUUUGGUAACCAUCAAGGACCGUGAUAUCUGUGCUGACCCCAGGCUGUCCUGGGUGAAGAGGAUUCUCCGUAAGCUGGCCUACUGAGGACCUGAUGACCACAGAUGUGAUCACUCCAGGAAGCCCCAGCAAGCCCUGUCCUUCUGCCAUUCCAGCAAGGGGCUUGCCAUCAGCGCCGCCUUUGCUUGCCUCUUUCCCCUGGGCUAUCACCUGUCAGGCCACUUCUCUGCAGUCCCUCUAGCCCAUCCCCUUCCAACAUGGCAGCUGGGGGAGCACCUUCUGGCCAGCCUUACCCAGUUCUUCCUCCCCAUUGCUUUAGAUGAGAUCAGGGCUCUUAUUUUGGUGAGCUGGCCCUGAAGAUCUGGAUGCAUUCCCUGUCCCCAGCCGUGGUCCCUGCCCUUCCUACAUGUGGGAAAGACCUAUAUGCUUCAAGGAUGCACUACCUAGUUCUGCUUCCUGGGAGGCUGCUGAUACCCAGAGUGCAAUUCUUGCCAUAUGCACUUGUCCAGUGCCACUUACCUCCCAGGCUUCAGUCAGUCCCAGUGGGCACCCACCAAGCCUCAUCCUCCAGACUUCCUUGGCCUCUGCCCACUCUCAGUAGAAUUCUGGGAGUUUCAGGCUGGUCCACUAGGCCCCCCGGGGUCAGACCAACCUUGCCACCAGAGCUCCUCUUGUUUCUUGCUCUCUAGUGUAGGGCAGGGGACACAGGGGGACAGAGUAGGGAGCACAGAGACAGGCUCAGAAUCAGAUUUCUGAAAGGAGCUGCAGACUCCGUUAGUAAAAGUAAUGUUUCCCCCAUCCCUGGAUACAGGGCAGCUUCCUGUCAACACGGAGACUCGGGUUGUUAGAGAGAAGCAAUGCAGGUCAACUGUGAAACCCUAAAUUUACCAGGAAUCAACUUCUAUCCCUCUUUAACCAUAUGUUAGAUCUUUUACUUUUUCUGCUCCACUCUAAUUCUCCUGAUUCCUUGCCUGAAUAGCUGAUAAUGAAAUUUAUGCUAUGGUGUCAAUGACUGCCAUGGGUUGGUAUUAUAAGCUGUAGUUAUAUUUAUGUAGGAAAAGAGGAUAAAUAUAUAGGAGGCCAAAUCGAUGAAUUGGAGAGUUUUAGGAACUGGGGUAGGGAGGGCCACAUAGUAACACUUUCUUGUUCUCAGAAAGCAGCUGGCUGUGGUAACUGCAGUGGAUGGCACAGUUAAAGAGCUUGACUGAAAAUUAUUCUUGAGUGGUUGGGGCCAGGCCAAGAAUUUAGGAGUCAUUUGUGCUUUCCUGGGGAAAGCAAUGUCCUUGGGAGGGAAUAAACCUGCUUGCUCCUCUGGAGGGAAUGUGGCCCAGCUUAGCAGAGUGACUGGAUUGUGAGCUGAGGACAUUGCUUUUCCUCUCUGAGCCUCAGAUGACAGAAGAUGGGACCACGGAGGGCUCAGUCCAAACCACGGGGACUGACACUGCCAACCACAGCUGUGUCCAGGGUUCAUGUUCCUCCAGAACCCAGGAGGAGUAUCUGGGCAACAAGAGGCACUAGCCAACCAGUGCUACUCUGCCCAUAGCCUAUGCAUAGAGUCCCAAGGUCCUGAGAUCUGCCGUCUUUCCUACUUCUGGGAAAAUAAAUGUUUA
Messenger RNA from Meriones unguiculatus (Mongolian gerbil), 1858 nucleotides. RefSeq names its product C-C motif chemokine ligand 22 (gene Ccl22). Bases 54 to 335 code for a protein of 93 amino acids. Gene Ontology annotation, biological process: cellular response to tumor necrosis factor; cellular response to type II interferon; G protein-coupled receptor signaling pathway. The record is from RefSeq and is a predicted model, not a curated record. The transcript has 3 exons. NCBI's taxonomy places the organism in Eukaryota, Metazoa, Chordata, Mammalia, Rodentia, Muridae. Gene Ontology annotation, cellular component: extracellular region. Gene Ontology annotation, molecular function: chemokine activity; CCR chemokine receptor binding.